CAGUGAUGACGCCAGACAAUCAUGUGUUUGGUUCACUGCUGCGUGAACCAGCGAGAUCACGUGUCCCCGAGUUCACAAGUUCGAACCCCGUCUGUAGGUGACAUCACCUGCGCUUUUCAAGCAGGAGGUCGGAAAACUCCGACCUCCGAGUCGCCAGGAACGCAGCAUUAGGACCAGCAUGCAUCACGCGGAGCAGUGAUAACCCGAGGACACGAAGAACAAAGACUGGCGCAAACUGUCCAGCUGAGCGAAGACAUGGACCAGACCCGGGUCAAAGAGGAGGACCAGGACCAGGACCCGGACCCGGGCUUCAUGGACCAGACCCGGGUCAAAGAGGAGGACCAGGACCCGGGCUUCAUGGACCAGACCCGGGUCAAAGAGGAGGACCAGGACCCGGGCUUCAUGGACCAGACCCGGGGUCAAAGAGGAGGACCAGGACCCGGGAUUCAUGGACCAGACCCGGGUCAAAGAGGAAGACCAGGACCCGGGCUUCAUGGACCAGACCCGGGUCAAAGAGGAGGACCAGGACCCGGGCUUCAUGGACCAGACCCGGGUCAAAGAGGAGGACCAGGACCCGGGCUUCAUGGACCAGACCCGGGUCAAGGAGGAGGACCAGGACCCGGGCUUCAUGGACCAGGACCCGGGCUUCAUGGACCAGACCCGGGUCAAAGAGGAGGACCAGGACCCGGGCUUCAUGGCCCAGACCCGGGUCAAAGAGGAGGACCAGUACCCGGGCUGCAUGGCCCAGACCCGGGUCAAAGAGGAGGACCAGGACCCGGGCUUCAUGGACCAGACCCGGGUCAAAGAGGAAGACCAGGACCCGGGCUUCAUGGCCCAGACCCGGGUCAAAGAGGAGGACCAGGACCCGGGCUUCAUGGACCAGACCCGGGUCAAAGAGGAGGACCAGGACCCGGGCUUCAUGGCCCAGACCCGGGUCAAAGAGGAGGACCAGGACCCGGGCUUCAUGGACCGGACCGAGGUCAAAGAGGAUGACCAGGACCCGGGCUUCAUGGACCGGACCCAGGUCAAGGAGGAGGACCAGGACGAUGGCUUCAUGGACCAGACCCGGGUCAAAGAGGAGGACCAGGACCUGGUCUCCAUGGCCCAGACCCGGGUAAAAGACGAGGACGAGGACCCGGAUGAGGCCGCUGGUCUUCAGAAACGGAGACGCACCAGCCACCGGAGCAUCAAACAGAAGAAAGCGUUCAGCUGUGACACAUGUGGCAACACGUUCACGACUGCAGCGAAUCUAAGGAUCCAUCAACAUGUCCACGGCCAGAAGAAGAGGUUCAGCUGUGACCACUGUGGGAAGACGUUCACCACCUCCAGCAGUUUGCAGAUUCACCAGCACAUCCACACUGGAGACAAGCCGCACGCCUGCGACCAGUGUGGGAAGAGCUUCUCUCGCGCUUAUCGACUAAAACGACACCAGCACAUCCACACUGGAAAGAAACCACACAACUGUGACCAGUGUGGGAAGACGUUCAUCGAGCUCAGCUACCUGAAGGAGCAUCAGCUCAGCCACACUGGAGAGAGAGCGUUCAGCUGUGACCAGUGUGGGGCGGCCUUCAGCACCUCGCGCUACCUGAAGCUCCACCAACGCUACCACGCCGGAGAGAAGCCGUUCAUCUGCGACCUGUGUGGGAACGCCUACCCUCAGAUGAGCAGUUUGACCAACCACCGCCGCAUUCACACCGGAGAGAAGCCGUACGCCUGUAACCAGUGCGGCGCCCUGUUCGCUCGGCUGGGAACGCUGAAGAGUCACCGGCGUGUUCACGCUGCGGAGAAUCACCUCGACUGACGAGUGGGAACGUUUACAGAAGAAAUCUGAAAACGUGUUCACACCAGAUUCACACAUCAUGAGACAUUUUAUCUUCAAAAUCAGGAACAGAUUGAAUCGACAUUUACAACGUUCACGUUUCAGUGAAGAACCCGAAGAUUCACCCGCUUUUAUUUUGGAGCUUGUGAACUCUUGUUUUGAAGUUGAUGAACAUUUCAGAUUUUGUGUCAAUGUUAGAAUAUAUUUUUAAUAAAAUCUUUAUUCAGUAAAAUUUCAAAUAA
Molecule: messenger RNA, 2061 nt
Organism: Pleuronectes platessa (European plaice)
Lineage: Eukaryota; Metazoa; Chordata; Actinopteri; Pleuronectiformes; Pleuronectidae
Product: zinc finger protein 768
Exons: 2
Coding region: 449-1801 (450 amino acids)
Cellular component (GO): nucleus
Source: RefSeq, a predicted model, not a curated record